This is a messenger RNA of Verticillium dahliae VdLs.17, 1440 nucleotides long. RefSeq names its product ATP-dependent DNA helicase recQ. Lineage: Eukaryota; Fungi; Ascomycota; Sordariomycetes; Glomerellales; Plectosphaerellaceae. The coding region runs from base 1 to 1440 and encodes 479 amino acids. The transcript has 4 exons. The record is from RefSeq and is a predicted model, not a curated record. Gene Ontology annotation, biological process: double-strand break repair via homologous recombination. Gene Ontology annotation, molecular function: nucleic acid binding; four-way junction helicase activity; 3'-5' DNA helicase activity. Gene Ontology annotation, cellular component: chromosome; cytoplasm.
AUGGCUCCCCUGUCAAGAAGCAAUUCAUGUGUCGAUAUUGACUUUACCCUGCGUCGACAGUUCAAAAAACAGAGCUUCAGACCACAGCAGAGGGAGAUCAUAACGGCGGCACUCGACGGCAACGAUGUCUUUGUGCAAGCCGCCACCUCCUUUGGCAAGAGCCUAUGCUUUCAGCUCCCAGCAUGCAUCGACCAAGGCAUCACCAUCGUCGUGUCGCCCCUGUUGAGUUUGAUGAUGAACCAAGUGGAACAGCUGCAAGCCGCAGGCAUCAAGGCCAGCUCGUACAACAGUAACACCAGGCCCGAGGAGAAGGAUCGUAUCAAUAGAGAUCUCGCCAGCGGACACCCUCGGACCAGGCUUCUCUAUGUCACGCCCGAGCUGUGCUCGUCAGAGUCUUUCCGCAACCGCCUCAAGUUGGUGCACCAGCAGUGCGAGCUAGCGCGGAUCGCUAUUGAUGAGGCGCAUUGCAUCUCUGAAUGGGGCCACGACUUUCGCAAAGAUUUCAAGCGGCUCUCGUGGUUUCGAGAAACGUUCCCCACGGUGCCGAUUACGUGUCUUACUGCGACUGCUAACCCACUGGUUCGCGAUGACAUCCUGUUGACGCUCGGUCUGAGUGCGACCCCUGAGAGCCUCAAAAGCUUCGUCAUGUCGGCGCACCGUCCGAAUCUGCAUCUUGAGAUCAGGUACACACAGGAUCGGGAAGACGGCAGGCUGUCCGAUUUUAUCAAAUGGAUUCGCAGCGUUCAUGACAGGCGGAAGGCGGAGCCACGCAAGUCGGAACUGGAAGCCCUGGGCGAGCGACUGGACAACGUGUCGGGCAUCAUUUACACUAUUUCGAGGGACGAAUGUGAAAGCCUGGCCAAUGCCCUGAGCCAAGAGGGUAUCGGUGCCCGGCCCUUCCAUGCGAAACUGACCAAAGAGAUGAAGGAGUCCACGCUGGCCCGCUGGGUAAAUAACGAGCCGGGCUACGAUAUCAUUGUAGCUACAACGGCGUUUGGCAUGGGUAUCGACAAGGACAAUGUCCGUUUCGUGGUCCACUGGCGGCUCCCGAAGUCCUUCGAAGGGUACUACCAGGAGGCAGGACGUGCUGGACGUGAUGGCAACGCGAGCUAUUGUUUCCUCUACUACAGCCGCGAGGAUCUCCAGCGGGUGCGGAACAUGGUCAGCCGGGGUAGCCGGGACGGGACGAACAGCGAUGCGCAGCUGAGAAGCCUACAGCGUCUGGCGCUCUACUGCGAGAACACAAGCAUGUGUCGUCACGCAGAGAUCUGCAGCUACUUUGGCGAGACGGCGAUACCGCCAUGCGACUAUGCGUGCGACUGGCACAAGGACGCGCAGGAUCUCAAGAGGCGGUUGGCGAGAGGGCUCGCGAGUGAAGAGUGGGUGAGCACGCAGGCGCAACACGGCGAGUAUGAUGGUGAUCCAUGUUACGAUGACUAA